ACAUCUAUAUUGUCCUGUUCUUCAGUCGCUAAGAGGAAUAUAAAGACAAACACACUUCUCCAUAACCUCUCUGUAGAGAAUCAUGUUUUAAGAAACAAACAAUUUGCUAAUUAUGUCUGACAGAUUCGAGUCUGUAGGCUUCAUCUAACUUCGUACCCCUUCAUUUGAAACCAUUUUCUUGAAGGUCACUCGCGCCGCUUGCGUCUGGGUUUCCGCGCUUUACUUGAUUGGGAUGACUGAGGUUCAGUCGAGUGCUGGUGCAGAACAAAAGUAUGGGGGUGCUGAAGGGGCAGAUGCUAUGUAUGUAAAGCUCGUAUCGUCAGACGACCAUGAGUUCUACGUCCGUCGAGAGCAUGCUCUUACGAGUGGUACCAUAAAAGCAAUGCUUUCAGGUCCAGUUAAAAUUCGUUUUCACCAUAAAAUUCUAGUUAAUUAUCAUAUACAUUAUUCAUUCAGUUAUAAGCUGUAGCUGGUCAGGUUACAUAACGUCCAUACAUUAUUGUAAGCAAUAUUGAGAUAUAUUGCGUCAUAGUAAUUUUUGAGUGUUAUCGCCUCUUUCAUAAUUUAUAAGGUCUUAUUCCAAUACAAUUUCUGACACUUACCAAACAUCCCUCAUGACGUUUGGAUCUGUCGUAACAGCUCAAAACUCUGCAUUCCUAUCAGUCUUCUGUUAUAAGGAUAGAAGGCCGGUGAACAUGUGCUAAUCCUUUCAUCUUGUCUCCCAGUGAGAAUUCGGCUUCCUGGGAAUGUUCACCGAUGAAGAUGGUGUCACUUGUUCGAGUAAGGCGUUUCAGUCAUUGAACACUCAAAUAGAGAAGCAGAACACAGUUUAUUGUAUCAAGGUUUUGCACCUUCUUGCUAUGACCUCGAAGAUUUUUAGUCUGGAUGAAGCAUCAAAAUAAGACCGUUUUUAAAGAUAUGAAGUGCCAAUAUAGGGUUACCUCGCAUUCUGCGAUACGACAGAAAAGGUUCAGGCGUCUUGAGCGUUCAUCGUGAGUUUGGAAAGACUCCAUUGACGUUUUGUUCUUUAUUUGGACAAGUACGGCUAUCGCAUACCAACUAUCCUUCGUAAGUAGUGCAGCUCGCAACUAUUGUUUUUUGCUAUAUUCCGGAUUUUUUGGUAUUCACAUUUAAGAAAUUCGUGGCCUGUUAAGAAUUCGUCCCAGAAGCGUUUCCUCAGCAGCUUUCAGGUCUCCUUAUCGACCCAUGGAGGGCAAUGUGAUGGCUUACGUGCUAAUCAUGGUGAAGAUGCUGACAAUAUGCAGAGUCUUCUGACUACUCUAAGCAACGAUGCAAGCAUGUUCGGGAUGCAAUUUUCCCCCUCGAAAUGCAAAAUGUUGCUUCAGGAUUGGGUUGCAUUGACACCCGAACUAAUGAUAGGGAGUGAAGUAAUUGAGCGUGUCGACCGCUUCACUUAUCUUGGAGGUCUCAUCAGCCCUUGUGGUCUGGUGUGUGACGAAAUCUCAGCACGGAUACAGAAGGCUCGACUAGCUUUUACAAACUUGCGUCAUUUAUGGCGUAGGCGAGAUGUCCGCUUAUCAACCAAAGGACGGGUUUACUGCGCAGCAGUUCGUUCCGUCCUACUUUAUGGAGGUGAAACAUGGCCGGUAAGAGUAGAGGAUAUCCGUAGGCUACUAGUAUUUGAUCAUAGGUGUCUUCGAAACAUUGCUCGUAUAUCAUGGGACCAUCGAGUAAGUAACACAGUUGUUAGGAAACGGGUACUGGGUAAGGAUGGAAAAUCGAUUGAUAAAGUAGUGAAACUUCAUCAGUUGAGAUGGCUGGGACACGUAUUACAUAUGCCCAAAGACCGACUGCCUCGACGUGCGACGUUCAGUGGUAUAGGAGUAGGUUGGAAGAAAGCCAGGGGCGGCCAGACAAAAACAUGGCACAAGUCCAUGAAGUCACUGACAAGUGGACUGAGUCAUGUUGGUAGGUGUAGACUAUCUGGUUGGGGACCGCGAGAUGAUAGCAACCGAUGGUUAGAUACCCUGAAUGACAUGGCUCAAAAUCGUUUGCAAUGGCGCAGAUGCAUACACUCUUUGUGUUCUCCCAAAUUUUAAUCUCCUGAUUCCUUGUUGUCUCUUUUUUCUCUUUCAAAAUUUAUUUCACUGUAUUAUACUCCUUGAAUAACAUCUCCAAACCCUAAUGUUUCCGAUUACUGCUUAUACUCUUACCGCCUCUACCACUACGGGAUUUGAAUCGACACCUGCAUCUUUGUGCUAAUGUAGUGUGGCAAGUUGAACUGUUGUACGUCGUUGAUUACUGACUGGCUGGCAUAAAAAAACUCAUUAGCUUUCACAUCAAUAUUUAUUGUAUUAUAUUAAAUAAUAUCCUAUCUCUUUUUUUUAAUACAGGUCAAUUUCAAGAGAAUGAAACAAAUGUUGUACAUUUUCGUGAAAUACCAUCACAUGUAUUACAAAAAUUCAAGUGAAAUACCAGAAUUUCCUAUUGCUCCUGAAAUUUCAUUAGAAUUAUUAAUGGCUGCUAAUUUUUUAGAUUGUUAAUUCAUUAGUUAUUAUUGUCACUAAUUUCCCUUUAUGCGCUUCGUUCUUUUUUGUUUUUGUUUUGUUUUAUCCUAACAAUUAUCUUGUGGGAGUCCUCAUUGGUUUGUUCUUAUUAUUACUAUUCUUAAUAAGCAACAACAAAAAACAGACAGCGGAAAAUACCUUAAUUAUUCGUAUUUCUUUAGUUCUUUAAGUGAAUGUUUUUUUCUUCACAGACACAAAAAACAUACCGUGAUAAUUAAAAAAAAUAAUAACCAUUACUAUCCCUACUACUACUACUACUACUACUACUACUACUUCUGCCUCCUUUGUGCUUCCUUUGUCUGAUUCUUAAACUUACUAAGGAACAAAAAAUAUAUUAAUACUUUCAACUUUAUCAUGUUGUUUUACAAUUAUACAAUUUCAUUGUGGGGCUAAAGUAGAACAGGUUCAUGUAAUGAGAUUUAAGUCGCAUUUUCUAGCUGAACCAAUAGGAAAGUUAGUCAACUGUCCAAACUGAUUUUCAUCCACUAAG
Molecule: messenger RNA, 3018 nt
Organism: Schistosoma haematobium
Lineage: Eukaryota; Metazoa; Platyhelminthes; Trematoda; Strigeidida; Schistosomatidae
Gene: TCEB1
Product: Transcription elongation factor B (SIII), polypeptide 1 (15kDa, elongin C), variant 2
Exons: 3
Coding region: 1260-2060 (266 amino acids)
Biological process (GO): ubiquitin-dependent protein catabolic process
Cellular component (GO): elongin complex
Molecular function (GO): protein-macromolecule adaptor activity
Source: RefSeq, a predicted model, not a curated record